This is a messenger RNA of Centruroides sculpturatus (bark scorpion), 764 nucleotides long. RefSeq names its product protein turtle-like. The annotation marks the transcript as partial. Lineage: Eukaryota; Metazoa; Arthropoda; Arachnida; Scorpiones; Buthidae. The record is from RefSeq and is a predicted model, not a curated record. Gene Ontology annotation, molecular function: protein binding. The transcript has 5 exons.
CAUUGUGUAUUUGAUAAUAGGUAUAGGCUUGCUGAUCAGGGAGAAAGUGAUUGGAGAACCAUUCGUGUUCAGCCUGAUGGGGCUACCACUUUUACAAUAUAUAAUCUACAGUCUGAAAAAGAAUAUGAAUUUCAGGUGCUCUCUCGUAAUAUACUAGGUGAUGGAUUAUUUAGUCCAAUAAUUCGGGCCAAGACUAAUCUUUGGGAUUUUAAGAGUGUUUAUCCAACAGAUUCCUAUGGUUCAACAUAUAUUCCCACAAUACAUAGGCCCUCAGGUACCUCAGAGACCUCCGUCCCUGCAGGACCAGCUCCAGGGCCACCCCACAAUGUCACUGUACAGAAGACAACUCAGGGGGUGCUUAUCAGCUGGAUGCCUCCAAAAAACAAAUCAGUGCCUGUAGCCUACUAUCAUAUUGACUACUAUUCACCAGACAAAGGUUGGAAACGUUGGGGUCCAAUAAAGGAUAAAACUAAUUAUUUGGCAAAAGGUUUGUCUGGUGGUACAAAUUACACUUUUCGAAUUAGUGCAUACUCAUUAAUGGCUAAAGAAUCACCAAGUGUUGAAGUGCAGUUUAAUAUUCAAGGUGAUGGAGAUCUUAAUCGCAGUAAGGCUAUUACUGCUGGGGUUGUCGGUGGAAUUCUUUUUUUUAUAGCUGCCAUUGUCCUUUCUGUAUGUGCAGUAAAAAUAUGCAAUAAAAGAAAAAGAAGAAAAGCGGAGAAAGGUAAGUAUCUAAAUUGAAUAGUCAUUCAAUUUGUUCAGGUUAG